AUGAUCAAUUAAAUAAGAGAAGAACACCCUCCAAUAAAUUUAAUAAGACCUCCUUAAUUAGGAGGAUUCUAAGGUCCUCGUAUAGCUGAAUCAAUUAUAAAUCAAUAAUAAGGAGGAAUGGAAGGAGGAAUAUAAAAUACAAGAUAAUAUUGGAAUGAAAAAGAAUAAAAUUGGUUGAGAUUGAGUGUGAAUUUAAAUCCUUUAGCAUUUGCUAAUUAUGAACUUUUUAAGAGUGCAAAUAUGGACAUAUCUGAAUCUCCAAAUCCAGUAUAAUGUAUACUAUGUUUCAUUUUAAAAUUCAUUAUUCUCAUACUUUAUUUCUUAACUCCUUAUUAUCAAACAAUGAAAUUAUAUGAAACUAUAGUAGUCUUGGGAGCAGUAGAUUUUUGGAUAAUCAAAAAUAUUAGUGGAAGGUAUGAAAAUAGAUAAAUUAGGAAAAUUAGUUGGACUACGUUGGUGGGUUGAAAUAGAUGAUUUUGGAAAUGAAAGUUGGGUUUUUGAGACUACAACUUAAGAGAAAGGAGAAAUUUAAAGGAUUCAUAGUAGAAUAUUUUGGUUUGUUUAGUUAUUUAUGUUUUUGAUGUUUGUUGGAAUGUUUAUAAUAAAUGCAUCGUAAUUACAAAUAAGUGUCUCAAUAUGUAUGUUUUUUCCUGCAGCAUUCACUGGAUAUAACUUAUAUGCUUUUAAUUUGUGUAAUAAAAUAAAGAGAUCCAAAUUAGGGGAAUCCUUUUUAUAAAUGAGUGCUGGGAGAAAAUCAGUCAAAAUGCCCUUAAAAUUAGAUUGA
Messenger RNA from Paramecium primaurelia, 784 nucleotides. Lineage: Eukaryota; Ciliophora; Oligohymenophorea; Peniculida; Parameciidae. The record is from the annotation of a GenBank genome assembly.